Amblyraja radiata (thorny skate) is the source of this 1263-nucleotide messenger RNA. RefSeq names its product DND microRNA-mediated repression inhibitor 1 (gene dnd1). NCBI's taxonomy places the organism in Eukaryota, Metazoa, Chordata, Chondrichthyes, Rajiformes, Rajidae. The transcript is spliced from 5 exons. Gene Ontology annotation, molecular function: RNA binding. Bases 1 to 1263 code for a protein of 420 amino acids. The record is from RefSeq and is a predicted model, not a curated record.
AUGAUCGCGUCUGGAUUGCAAGUAAGGGUCGGCGGUGGAGGUAGGCACAGCCUGGAUGUGGCCUGGGUGGCGGGUCGGCAGCCUGGCCUGGCUGUCAAGGUGAUGGCAAGCAUGCUGUUGAAUUCUGCCAAUAAGCUGGCGUUCGAUGCCUGGGUGGAAGAGACGGGCAUCGACUUGGUCCAGGUCAAUGGGCAAAGGAAGUUUGGUGGGCCCCCUCCAGGUUGGACGGGACAUCCUCCGUUGACUGGCUCCGAGGUGUUCGUUGGGAAGCUGCCCCAGGACGUCUAUGAGGACAAACUCAUCCCGCUAUUCCAGGCAGCGGGCAAGCUCUACGAGUUCCGCCUGAUGAUGACCUUCAGUGGGGAGAACCGGGGCUUUGCCUAUGCCAAGUACGCCAACCGCUGGUACGCCCAGUGCGCCAUCGCCAUGUUCAACGGAUACCAGAUCCGUGACGGCUUCCCCAUCCUGGUGUGCCGCAGCACGGAGAAGAAUGAGCUGUGCGUCGCGGGCAUCCCGUGGGGCAGGGGCCGGGCGGAGGUGAUGGACGUCGUCAAGGAGCUGACCGACGGUGUGUCCGACCUCUCCCUUCACCUCAGUGCCGACCGCAGGAAGAAGAUGACCAUGUUUGCCGUGGUGAAGUAUGAGAGUCACCGGGCGGCGGCGAUGGCAAAGAAGAAGCUGGUUGAAGAUUGCAUUGAGCUCUGGGGCCAACCCAUUGAGAUUGACUGGAUGAAACCCGAUGGAAGGCAGAAGGGUCAGCAGAUGCUUCUAUCCGAAACACAGCCCAGCCUUCAAGUGUCGGCCUGGCCUGUGAUGACCAGAGGACUUUGCUUGCCGCCGAUGGGGUCUGCCACAUGUGCUGCACCCACUGCCCGCUUUGCUGGCCGCAGUGGCUUCUCUCCCUCGGGGGAGAGGGGGGAGAAGAUCCGCCGGCCGUUCCCGGAAGUGCCGUGCCCGCUGAACGUGGCCUGCGAUGUUGUCCGCCUCUUGGACGCCUACUGCCUGAAGAAGAGGCUGGGCAAGCCGGUGUACAGCGUGCAGUCUGUGCGCUCCGACCAGCACCGCUUCUUGUUUAAGGUCUUCCUGCCCGGACUCGCCGCCCACUUCAGUGGGAUGGUUACGCUGACCCCAGAGGAUCUGGCUUCUGGCCGGGAUGUUCCCAAGGAAGAAGCGGCACUUCAGGUCCUGAUGUACUUGGGUCACUCAAUGGGAUUUGAAGGAUUUCAUCCCCACAGUGCCUCUGUUACGGAGAGUCAAACCUGA